UGUGGAGGAGUUGAGAUCUCCAGAUAUAGAAGUCAUCAGUCCGCCUCCGACGGCAAGGUCUCCAGCUUCCGAAGUAUAUAUUGAUCUGUUCUUCUCCUCGAGCAGCACACUAACAGCUGGACCAAAAGCUUGCGAAAAUCAAUACGUCAAUAUCGAUGCGGAUGCGUUCCGACUCCGCAGAAGACGCACCGUUAUCUGUCAUCCACGUUCCACCGGGCUUCAGACAAUUUGUGGAGAACCCAAAAUCGUCCCCCCCGCCAUCAAUUGGAACGCCAAACAACCAAAAGCAGCAGCAGAGGACAAGAUCCGCUUCGUCGCCAUCGGAACAAUCAGAGAAUACGGUUGUGUCACCUGCUACACCGGAACGGAGCAAAUUGCACGAGGACAGGCGGCUCUCCUCUGGGAUGAUCACCACCCCGAUCGAUACAAACAUCCCUCGGAAGAAUGCCGACUUCGGUAUUACCCCGCGAGCUUCAAGUGCAAAGGAAGUCGAGGAAGAGUGGAAGAGGAAACGGAACAGCACAGGCUUAGAAGACAUUGCGGAACACGACGACCACGAGAAGGGUGAUGAGGAAGAAGACGAGGAAGAAGAGGUUGAGGAACCAAACGUUCAAUCAAUGGGCCAAGCAUUGCAAGAUCUCAGCAAUGUCGAAGAAGACGUUGGAACGCUACGAGUUGCUCUGGUCGAGUGCUGGACACUAUGCAACACGUUAGCGGGUCUCAGCUCCAUCCACCGAGAACGCAUGUUCAGUUUCGACAACACCGGAUCGGUUCAGGAGCAAGCAUGGAAAUCGUGCUGGCGGCUCUGUCAAAAAUUGUACGACAGCUGGAAUGAAGGUCAGGCCAGCCAAGUCGAACCCACGUUAGAGCUCUGCCGGGAAUUCUGCCAGGCACUGUUCGAAGCAAGGCAGCGAGCCGACGAGAGUUCCGACUCGAUCCUGAGGGUUAGCUUCGAGCUAAACAAUCACCUUUACAACACGAACGACCGAGCACUACCAGAGGCAUUCCGGGAACGGACGUUGGAUUUUUACCUCACCAUGUGCCAUCGACUGAUGAAGCAACGAACGAGUCUGCCAGAGGAAACCGAUUCCCUCCUUCGUGCAUGCUGGUCGCUGGCCGAGAUGCUCUUCAGCCUACGUCAGAGCAACCGCGACGGCAAACCUGCGGACGAAGAACUCAUGUGUUCCGCCGUCCAAGCCUGCUGGGAACUCUGUGACCUGUUCCGCGAAGGCUGGACGCAGGUCCGUCCGGAACGAGGCACCCCGCGACCCGUUCAGCGUGUCUUUCCUCCGUUCUCCAACUCCAGCCAAAAGAACGGUGGAAGCAACCCACCGUCAAUCUACGCCCCCAGCCAAAUCCCCAGCCGUCCCGAGAGCUCCAUGUCGCUUACCGACUCUUUCCGCAAGAUGCCUAACCCCGAAACCCCCACGACUAUCUUUGACGAGCCCACCGAUAUUUCCCCCGAAGAGCCCGAAAUUCCCAACAUCAUGGUGCUAGGCCCGGAGAUGAACAAUAUCCGUUCCCCAACGGCCAACACACGCUGGUCCAGCUCCGCCGCCUCGUCGUCUUCCCGCUCCUCCCUCUCCGAUGCGUCCCACCGCACCCUUUCCGCCACCGGCGUUCCCAUCAACUCCUCCGCAUCCAGCACCCCCAUCCCUCCCGCCGAAGUCGAAGACCCACAUCUGACUCGUCUAAAAGUCCUGAUCCUCAAAGCCGCGCUGAAUAGCGGCUACACUCCAUACGCCCGCGUCCCCACCGGCGUCUCGUCCACAAACUCCAACUCCUCGUCCACCGCCACCCAUUCGACUAGCCUUUCCCUCCUCACCUUCGUCAAAUCCCUCCCCACCACCACCUUCGGAUCCGCGCCCUGGCAGCUCAAGUUGUUGGAGCAAUACAAGCGACUCGUGCUGACGGAUCCGACCCUGCGGGCGCGGGAAAACCUGCCGUUCGGGAGGCGGAUGUCCGCUGCGGAGAUCGCGCGCGCCGUACAGUGGAUGGCCCGGGCAGAGGGGUUCAGCUGGCUGAGGGAUUUGUUCCGGCUCGUUUGCGGGUUUUUUCCCGAGGAUGGGACGGGGGCGGCGGGGAAGGGGUGGGUGGUCACGUAGGCGAGGGUUUUUUGCUGCGAACUUCCUUCGAUGCGUAGCCACGGACUACAUUGCCAUGCAUUUCCGAUCUGUCAUUAUCUGUUCCCUCGUUUCGGUCGACUUCUGCUGUCUCGUGAUUUCACGACGCACUAUACCCAUUUUCCACUUUCGCUAUUUGCAUGAUAUUUGCGGAACUACUAUCCUUUACUUAAUGUCUUGGUCUGCAUGGCGCCAUUUGGUUACGAGGCGCAUCUUGGAGUGAAAAGGAGUCGGGGCCUGUUUCGAGACAGACGACUCAGUGAGAUACUAUC
Molecule: messenger RNA, 2395 nt
Organism: Eremomyces bilateralis CBS 781.70
Lineage: Eukaryota; Fungi; Ascomycota; Dothideomycetes; Eremomycetales; Eremomycetaceae
Exons: 4
Coding region: 156-2105 (649 amino acids)
Source: RefSeq, a predicted model, not a curated record